Glycine soja is the source of this 351-nucleotide messenger RNA. RefSeq lists its product as uncharacterized. NCBI's taxonomy places the organism in Eukaryota, Viridiplantae, Streptophyta, Magnoliopsida, Fabales, Fabaceae. The transcript has a single exon. The record is from RefSeq and is a predicted model, not a curated record. Bases 1 to 351 code for a protein of 116 amino acids.
AUGCCACUCUAUGCUAAGUUCUUGAAAGAUAUGCUAACCAAGAAGAACCGGUACAUUCAUAAUGACACAAUUCUUGUGGAGGGCAACUGUAGUGUGGUCAUUCAGCGCAUCCUUCCCCCGAAGCAUAAAGAUCCAGGAAGUGUCACUAUACCGUGUUCUAUUGGUGAGGUUUCUGUGGGUAAAGCUCUCAUUGACUUGGGAGCUAGUAUCAAUUUAAUGCCUCUUUCCAUAUGUCGGCGACUUGGAGAGAUAGAGAUAAUGCCCACACGCAUGACCCUCCUGUUGGCUGAUCGCUCCAUCAUAAGACCAUAUGGAGUGUCGAAGAAGAUUUGGUUAGGAUCAAACAUUUGA